CAUGAUCUCGCAUUUUAAAGCCUUUUAAACAAAACAUGGCUUUAGAUUUAAAGGCUUCAAAUGAAUCCGACUAUAUCUGGUAGAAUACAAACAAGAUACAGUCUAUAGACGAUGCACUUGGCCGCAUAGGUCACCGCUAGGUGUCGUCUCUCAAUGAAUCCUUAACAUCUUUGGCUUUUAUCACGUAGCGACUUUCGUUUACGUGGAAGGAUUAACACAUUUUUCGUGGUUUAACCACUACAUUGAAUUAAUUUCAACAUAUCCAAGGACUGCCCCUGUUAGGCAGUGUUACUCUUCGUGAUGGGGCGUAAACAUCUGUCCUGGGAACCAUUCGUGUUUGGUGGAAUGGCCUCAGUUGUCGCUGAAACUGGAACCUUUCCGAUUGACACAACAAAGACAAGGCUUCAGAUACAGGGGCAGAAAAUAGAUGCCCGACUCACGCAACUCAAAUACAAUGGCAUGAUACAUGCCUUGUUGCGAAUAUUUCGCGAGGAAGGACUACCGGCUUUAUACUCAGGAAUUGCACCAGCACUUUUGCGGCAGGCCAGUUAUGGGACCGUGAAGAUUGGAGUCUACCAAUACAUGAAACGUGUAUUCGCUGAUAAUGAAAAAGAGGAGUCACUACCGGUUAACGUGUUCUGCGGCAUGGUUGCGGGCAUCAUUUCCAGCUCCAUCGCAAAUCCAACAGACGUUCUCAAGGUGCGUAUGCAGGCCCGAUGCUCCCUCAAGGGAGAUGAGAAGAUGUUGAGAGCCUUCAAGGACAUCUUCCGAGAGGAGGGAAUCAAAGGACUGUGGAGGGGUGUAGGACCUACCGCUCAGCGUGCUGCUAUUGUAGCUGGUGUAGAACUGCCAACCUACGACGUCAUCAAGAAGUACCUCCUCCACAGUGGCAUCAUGGGAGACAACACACAGAACCACUUUGUCUCCAGUUUUAUAGCAGGGCUAGCUGGGGCAAUAGCUUCCACACCUGUGGAUGUCAUCAAGACUCGCAUGAUGAACCAACGGAAUCUCAAGUCCUCUGUGGUGUUGGCCAAUGGUGUAGCUGUGUCUGCCAUAUAUACCUCAUCCUUCGACUGUCUCAUGACGACCGUGCGUACAGAGGGAGUCAUGGCGCUGUACAAGGGUUUUACACCCAACUGGCUACGUUUAGGUCCAUGGAACAUUAUUUUCUUCAUGACAUAUGAACAGCUCAAGAAACUGACAUAAAUUUCUCACCAAAGUCAGCUUAUCUAACAUUUCCCGUGGCUCUCUAAAUUAGUCUUUGUGCAGGCUAGUCCUUGACAUCUAGUUCUUCAGUCUUUGCACAGGCUAAUCCUUGACAUCAAGUUCUUUAGUCUUUGCGCAGGCUAAUCCUUGACAUCAAGUUCUUUAGUCUUUGCGCAGGCUAAUCCUUGACAUCUAGUUAUUGAGUCUUUACGCAGGCUAAUCCUUGACAUCAAGUUCUUUAGUCUUUGCGCAGGCUAAUCCUUGACAUCUAGUUCUUAAGUCUUUGCGCAGGCUAAUCCUUGACAUCAAGUUCUUUAGUCUUUGCACAGGCUAAUCCUUGACAUCAAGUUCUUAAGUCUUUGCGCAGGCUAAUCCUUGACAUCAAGUUCUUAAGUCUUUGCGCAGGCUAAUCCUUGACAUCAAGUUCUUAAAUCUUUGCGCAGGCUAAUCCUUGACAUCAAGUUCUUGAGUCUUUGUGCAGGCUAAUCCUUGAAAUCAAGUUCUUAAGUCUUUGCGCAGGCUAAUCCUUGACAUCAAGUUCUUGAGUCUUUGUGCAGGCUAAUCCUUGAAAUCAAGUUCUUAAGUCUUUGCGCAGGCUAAUCCUUGACAUCAAGUACUUAAGUCUUUGCGCAGGCUAAUCCUUGACAUCAAGUUCUUGAGUCUUUGCGCAGGCUAAUCCUUGACAUCAAGUUCUUGAGUCUCUGCGCAGGCUAAUCCUUGACAUCAAGUUCUUGAGUCUUUGCGCAGGCUAAUCCUUGACAUCAAGUUCUUUAGUCUUUGUGCAGGCUAAUCCUUGACAUCAAGUUCUUGAGUCUUUGCGCAGGCUAAUCCUUGACAUCAAGUUCUUAAGUCUUUGCGCAGGCUAAUCCUUAAAAUCUAGUUCUUGAGUCUUUGCGCAGGCUAAUCCUUGAAAUCAAGUUCUUAAAUCUUUGCGCAGGCUAAUCCUUGACAUCAAGUUCUUGAGUCUUUGUGCAGGCUAAUCCUUGACAUAAAGUUCUUAAGUCUUUGCGCAGGCUAAUCCUUGACAUCAAGUUCUUUAGUCUUUGCACAGGCUAAUCCUUGGCAUCAAGUUCUUAAGUCUUCGCGCAGGCUAAUCCUUGACAUCAAGUUCUUGAGUCUUUGCGCAGGCUAAUCCUUGACAUCUAGUUCUUUAGUCUUUGCGCAGGCUAAUCCUUAAAAUCUAGUUCUUGACUCAUGGUAUCAUAUUCUAUUUAGAGAAUUAAGAAAUAUGAUGAAAUAUUUGAAUAUUCAAUCAUAAGUCAAAUAAAUACAACAGUAAAAUUAAAGAGACAACUAAGUAGGACAGGGAAUUUUGGGAGAAUGAAAUGUCAAGGUAUUCAACAAGCAAGAUUUCCCGACAUCUUUUAUGUUUUUCGGCGCUGCUAAUCUGCCUAGAUCAGACAGACUGUUGUUAUGGAAACAAGAAAGGAAGAUCUAAAGUCUUGCUUGUAUCGAAUUAAUAAGGGAAUGCUGCUACACAUUGGUGGUCUAGAAGAUAGGUUACACAAGGUGUGACGGUGAUUGAGAGAAGAGAUCUAAGAAAUUAGAUUUUCGACGGGAUAAGGCAUCUGUGAUGAAGACAAUUGUGAUGGACUUUUAAAAUUACCAGUAUAAACCUCAGACAAAUUAUGAACCUAUCAAUAGAUGAAGUUUUUUCACCCUUUUUGUUGAGUUUAAUGUCUUACAUAUCGAUUUUGUUUUAACCUAAACUCAAUAACAUCCAUUUUGAAUGUUCUUCAAUACAUGUGCAUUGACAUUUAGCCAUUGUUCUAAUAAGGACAUUUGUUUUUUGACUGAAAUUUAUUGAUACAUAUGGAAGUCAUUCAAACUGUCUUAUUUGGAAAAUGCGUGAUAUACACAGAAUGUACAAUAACAUACAUGGCUUCUUUUAAAACCCACAGGAAUUUUUAUCUAUAAUCAUAAACCGACGAUGAAUAAUAGCAAUAAGCACAGCAUUAUUAUUGCUUCAACUUAAUGUUGUAUUUUUAUUGUAAUGAUGUCCAUUAAACACAAUUUCGACACAUCUCUUGAAUCUUGCAAAUGUUUUGAAAUCAUACAAUUUAUUUCUGCCAUUGUUCCUUUUUUCUGUAGCUAAAUUACCUGAAUUAAAAAAUGUUUUAAUGUUUUGGAUAUUGCCAUUUAAAAAAUACGCAGCACAUUGUGUUUUAAUUCUGUAAAACACCAGUGCUGUGUAUUUGUUAUUUUUUAUUAUAUGUGCAAUACAUUUUAUUGUUGAUUCACAACAAACUUGAAUAUGAGAUUUUUUUCCAUGCAUUCCUGAAGGUUAAUAGGGUAAUGUCAGUGAUUUUAAAUUGGUAAUUCACUGUUUUAAACAGUGAAAAAUGCAAUGAAAGUGAUCAAUUAUUUUCAUUGAAAAUGUUAAAAAUAAUAUCAAGUCUGAUUUGUCAUACUUUAACAAUCUUUGUAACUACUAACUACAGAUGCGUAUUUGCUGCUGCCAAUUUCAAUCAUGUUGAUCAAUAGAGAAAGUAGUGUUUAUUUUAUAAUUUCUGUUUAAAUAAUUGUAAAAAUUAUAUAGUGACUGUGUUUGUAUUGCUUUUGAUAUGAUUUUAAUAUAUAUAUAAGUUUGGCACCGAUUGUUCAGGAAUACAGAUAUGUUAAUAACAUUUUAUAAAUGUGCUUGUUCUUCCAUAUUCCAAAACAUUCCGUGGCCUACAUAAAUGAACAUGUACAUGUCAACGGUAGAUCGUGACGGAUUUUUUAAACGAUUUUUUUUUUUCUAUUUUUUUUUAAAAGUUUACGUACCUGUUAGAAUAAGUCAAACUAUGCUGUUAUUAAUGGAAAUACCUCUAGAAUAGUGUACGCCUCUUGUGUGGCUACUUGUUUGAUAAAAAAAACAGAAAACACUUGAAGAGAAUAAGGUUAACUGUUUUUGAAUUUUGAUUCCAAUAGGUAUAUGGGUAACAUACCAAUAGCAGCUGAAUAAUAGACUUGUGUUAAGUCAUAACCUUCGCAUAAGUAUUGUUUUUAUUGUUAACUUUUUUAUGUUAAUUUACUGUAGUUUAAAUUGUUUUGAGGGGAGAUUUGUGCCAUAACUUCAAUUUCGAAAAUAAUAAUUUUUAAAUCUGAGUGUAUGCUACGUUUGUUGAUUGGCACGAUGUUGUUUCCACCCUUUUAGUGGAGGUAUCUCCAUGUUGUAGUAAACUUUUGUAUGAAGGUUUGCAGAGAUUUUGGGAUUUAUAACUGUAAAUAAACGUUUUAUGAACAUUUAUGUGGGUAAUUUUAAUAACUUGUUAAAUAUGAGCUGAAACUGCCAUAUUUGGUCAAUUAUUUUUGUUUGCAUUAAUUAUAAUUUAAGGGAGCUUUUGUUUGCUGAAUUAACAAAUAAUGAUACAUUUGUUUAAUUCAGCUUUCAUAUUCUUUUUUGUUCAAUAAUGACGGUAUGUAAUGAUUCUGAAAAAGGUAUUAACUCUUAAAAAUAUUUGUUAUAUUUAUUGAAAGAUUUAUUUGGUAUAAUAGCAUUAUACCUGCACAGAAAAUCUGUAUUUUCUUAAUGAAGGUAAAAGGCAGUUUAACAAAUAGCUUGCAUGUUUUACUUUUACAUGUUUCAUAUACAAAUUUAUUAAGUUAUUUUAGGUUCAUAUUUCUGUCUGUAAAAUUAUUACAUGUACAUGCCACUAACAAGUGUUUUGUCCGGCUAUGGCAGUUUGAUUUCCUUGUGUAAUUGUUGUAUUGUUACUAUUUAUUUGGAAUAGUUUGCAAACAUAGACCUGCUACUUUUGAACUCUUUAAUAUUGCCUUUUUCUAGGAAAACUCUGGUAAAUGCAUUUUGGUAACAUGUCGUCCCAGAUAAGCCUGUGCAGUCAACACAGGCUAAUCAGGCACUACACUUUCCGCAUUUAUUAUGCCCCCCUUCGAAGAAGAGGGGGUAUAUUGCUUUGCUCAUGUCCGUCUGUCGGUCGGUCUGUCGGUCGGUCCGUCCACCAGGUGGUUGUCAGACGAUAACUCAAGAACGCUUAGGCCUAGGAUCAUGAAACUUCAUAGGUACAUUGAUCAUGACUCACAGAUGACCCCUAUUGAUUUUGAGGUCACUAGGUCAAAGGUCAAGGUCACUGUGACCCGAAAUAGUAAAAUGGUUUCCGGAUGAUAAUUCAAGAACGCUUAUGUCUAGGAUCAUGAAACUUGAUAGGUAGAUUGAUCAUGACUAGCAGAUGACCCCUAUUGAUUUUCAGGUCACUAGGUCAAAGGUCAAGGUCACGGUGACUCCAAAUAGUAAAAUGGUUUCCGGAUGAUGAUUCAAGAACACUUAUGCCUAGGAUCAUGAAACUUGAUAGGUAGAUUGAUCAUGACUAGCAGAUGACCCCUAUUGAUUUUCAGGUCACUAGGUCAAAGUCACUGUGACCCGAAAUAGUAAAAUGGUUUCCGGAUGAUAACUCAAAAACGCUUAUGCCUAGGAUCAUGAAACUUGAUAGGUACAUUGAUCAUGACUGGCAGAUGAGCCCUAUAGAUUUUCAGGUCACUAGGUCAAAGUGACCCGAAAUAAUAAAAUGGUUUCCUGAUAAUAACUCAGGAAAGCUUAUGGCUAGGAUCAUGAAACUUCAUAGGUACAUUGAUCAUGACUCCCAGAUGACCCCUAUUGAUUUUCAGGUCACUAGGUCAAAGGUCAAGGUCACAGUGACAAAAAACAUAUUUACAAAAUUGCUGUCACUACAACUUGGAGCCCAUAUGGGGGGCAUGCAUGUUUUACAAACAGCCCUUGUUUAUUUGUUUGUUAAGUCUCUUGUAGCUGAAAAUCCAGUUUAAGCUGCAAGAAUCUAGACCCUAAUAAGUCUAUGCAGACUGCACAGGCUAAUCUGGGACAACACUUGAAGCACAUGCAUGAAGCCCAGUUUUCACAGAUUAAUGCUAAGUAUAUACGAGUCGCAAUCAGAGAAAACAGGGUAAUAAGGGAUGACACUUUCUGUUUUUAUGGCAUUUUUCAUUAAAAUGAAGUCUCUUCUUAGCAAAAAUCCAAUUUAGGCGGAAAGUGUCGUCCUGGAUUAGCCUGUGCGAACUGCACAUGCAUUAUGCUCAGUUUUCCUAGAACAAUGCUUAGUAGUUAUCAAGCUUGGAUUGUGUCCAAUAGUCAUUUUCUGUUUUGUUUUAGCACGUUUUCCAUGAUUAAUGCCGUCAUGGCAGUAAGAUCUUAAAUAUAUCUGUUUAACCAAAUCCAGUUAGAAAUUGUAAAUGUAUCCCUUGUUUAAGUACAUAAAUAUAUGAGCCGUGCUUAUGAAAAGGGGGUGUAAUGCAUAUGCGUAAAGUGUCGUACCAAAUUAGCCUGUGAAGGCUGAUCAGGGACAACACUUUUCGCCUAAACUUGAUUUUUGCCAAGAAGAGACUUUCUUGAAGCAAACAAUAAUAUCAUUAAAUCUGAAAGUGUGGUCCCAGACUGCACAGGCUAACUGGGACUUUACGCACAUGCAUUAAACCCCCUUUUCACAGAGUGCGGUUCAUAUAUAUGUGCCUAAAUAUCAGUGCCAGGUAAAUGUUUGCAAGCUGUUGAAUGUCACAUAGGGCAUAAAUGUUUCCAGAUUAUGAUAAUGUUACAAUGAGCAAUGGACAUUGUGUAUUUUACAAGCAAGAAGACAAAUUUUGCUUUUUAUUUCCUUUGCUCAAAGAAAAUAAAUUAUGAGCAGAAA
Molecule: messenger RNA, 6845 nt
Organism: Dreissena polymorpha
Lineage: Eukaryota; Metazoa; Mollusca; Bivalvia; Myida; Dreissenidae
Product: kidney mitochondrial carrier protein 1-like
Exons: 10
Coding region: 301-1206 (301 amino acids)
Biological process (GO): transmembrane transport
Source: RefSeq, a predicted model, not a curated record